Molecule: messenger RNA, 892 nt
Organism: Nematolebias whitei (Rio pearlfish)
Lineage: Eukaryota; Metazoa; Chordata; Actinopteri; Cyprinodontiformes; Rivulidae
Product: centromere protein P
Exons: 8
Coding region: 1-891 (296 amino acids)
Biological process (GO): CENP-A containing chromatin assembly
Cellular component (GO): nucleus; chromosome, centromeric region
Source: RefSeq, a predicted model, not a curated record
AUGAGUGAAGAGAACAUUGAGGAGGUGAACGUUCUGGAGGCUCAGAUCAAACAUCUGCAGGCAGAAAUUAAAGCUUUGCAGCAGCAGAACAACUGCAAGGACGAAACAUUGCACUUCAGAGGACAGAUGCAGGAGGCCUUUUCAUACAUGUGUGGACAGACAGGCGGUGGAGGGAAGGAGGCGGUGGUGUCCAGGUUGAAGGAGGAGGUGGAGGAGCUGGAGGAGGACCUGAAGCUGCAGACUCAGAUGAACGGCAUCGAUCUGAACAGCUGUAUCACAAAAACUCUGCAGAGCGGUGACAGUAAGACGGUCCUGCAGUUCUGUUUAUCGGGCCACUGCUCUGAAAUCACUUUUCAACUAGAGUUUCAGCUCUCUGAGGUCAAGGUGGGUCCAAGAACUGAGAGGACCGUCACUGAGCUGAACGUGGUUCUGGACUCCAACGACCUGCAGAACUUCAGCCGCUUCCUGUCAAGGGUGGAGGAGAACAAGGACCUUCUGCUGUUCUUCAGGACUUUAAGGACUUUCUCAGACAGAUGUGACGAUCGGGCCAGAACCUUCCAGCAUUUCCAGGAGAAGUUUCCGUCGGUCGUCUCUCUUCCCGGCGGCUGCAGGUCAGAGGUCAUGAGCCUGAAGCACCCCGAGCUUCCUGGCUGCGUGCUCUUCGUUCUUUGGUCUGUGGAGGUUUCCACUGAAGGAAGCGUCGCUCCGAACCUCCAGCUGCUGCCGAAGAUCCCAGAAGAAGCUCUCCAGAUGUUCCCCCUCCAGCCAGCAGGCGGCGCCGCCAAGGCCUUCCAGAGCCUGCUGAGGGUUCUGGGACCCGAGGCCGCCAUCGAGGCCGUCGUCAGAGCCACCGGGCUUUUACCAGAACCCAGCGUUCAGACAGAAGGUUGAC